AUGACAUCCAAAUCUAAGAGUUUCCAAUCACUGCGUUCUACACAAGAACAAAAAUUAUGCACGACGUCAUCUUCGGGUCUUCCGAAAUGGCGGCAAUCUCCGAUCGAUAUCAGUCGCGUUGCAGUAUGGAAUAAAAAAUUUCCGCCAUUACUUUUGACAAAUUAUUGGUCAAACAUUGGCACAGCGAUACUUGCAAACACUGGAAAAACAGUUAACAUCGAAUUGGCGAAUAGAAGAUUGCCGAUAAUGCGUGGCGGCCCAUUGAAGGAUGAUGAAUAUCAAUUUAUGAAUGUACAAUUCCGAUGGGGCCCGUCCAACUGUCGAGGCGCGGAACAUUCUAUCGACAAUAUUUGGCGGUAUUUAUCAAGGUAUUCGAUGGAAGCACAAGUCAUGCAUUGGAAUACGCGUUAUGGAUCGAUAGAUAAGUGUUAUGACAAAUCUGAUGGAAUUUCAAUACUUUCCUAUCUUAUGCAGGUUGUUGGUUGUCCUGGAAUUCCAGACAAUCCUAUGCUUGCUCUAAUCACUCAUAAACUCCCAGAAAUAAAACGAACGCAGAGCACCAUAAAUAUUACUCCGGAUUGUUUACGUUGGAUGAUGUAUGCAUGCACUUGUCCUGGAUAUUACACUUAUACAGGUUCUCUUACUUUCCCUCCGUAUAAUGAAUGCGUCACUUGGAUAAUCGUGCCAGAUGCUAUAAAAAUAUCCUCCAAUCAAAUCGAAGCAUUCAGAAGCCUUUAUAAUCAUAAAUGGGAGCAUAUAGCAAGAAAUUAUAGAUCACAACAUCUUCUUCAUGGAAGAAGGAUUUUCUUUGCCACAAAUGAUGCAGUAGUUUGA
Messenger RNA from Atta colombica, 834 nucleotides. RefSeq names its product carbonic anhydrase 2-like. Gene Ontology annotation, cellular component: cytoplasm. Gene Ontology annotation, molecular function: carbonate dehydratase activity; zinc ion binding. The record is from RefSeq and is a predicted model, not a curated record. Lineage: Eukaryota; Metazoa; Arthropoda; Insecta; Hymenoptera; Formicidae. Bases 1 to 834 code for a protein of 277 amino acids. The transcript has 7 exons.